GACUUUUCUCAGUUCGGUUUUCGCCAUUUCACCACUCAAAACUGAUAUGUUAAAACCGGGGCAGCAGCUCAGAGACUGGGAGCAGUUGAUCUCUGUGGGUGGUAUCUUCGCUCUUGGAUUCUUUACACCUAAAGAAUCAUCUACUUCCGAACUCGGGUCAGCUGGUCCUAGAUAUCUUGGUAUCUGGCCUCAAAGGAUUCCAAUAAAUCCAGUUUGGGUGGGUAACCCAAUCGAAUCGAUUUCUGAUUCAUCUGGUGCUCUAUCCAUUGACACCAAUGGGGUUCUAAAGAUAACACAGGAAAAUGCUUUUCCAAUCUUGGUGAACCAAAGACCAGCCGGGCAGCUUUCAUUGGCCGGGAAUGUGUCUGCCACUUUACUCGAUUCCGGGAACUUUGUGGUCAGAGAGAUCAGGCCAGGAGGAGUUCCGGGUCGUGUUCUAUGGCAAAGCUUUGACCAUCCCACAAACACAUUACUUCCCGGGAUGAAGAUUGGGUUUAACCUUAGAACCAAGAAAGAAGUAUCAGUUACUUCAUGGAUAAGUGACCAAGUCCCAGUCCCAGGAGCAUUCAGACUAGGACUAGACCCAUCAGGAGCAAACCAGUUACUCGUCUGGCGCCGCGGUGAAAUCUACUGGUCCAGUGGAAUCUUGACGAACAAUGGAAGCUCUCAUUUGACCUUAGAGCUAUCCAGACACUACAUUGAUUAUGAAUUCAAGUUCGAUUCAAAUAAGUACAUGAAGUACUUCAGCUACUCAAUCAAGGAAGCUAACAGUUCGGUCUUGUCCAGCUGGUUCUUGGAUACUCUAGGCCAAAUCACUGUAACCAAUGUGCUCAGCAGCAACGAAAGCAGCAACUGGAUUUCCGAAAGCAGUGAACCCUGCAAGACGGAUUUAAAGAACAGUUCAGCAAUCUGCAUCAAGGAGAAGCCAACGGCUUGUAGGAAAGGGUCAGAGUAUUUCGAACCGAGAAGAGGAUACAUGAUGGAUAAUAAUAACGGUUAUUAUCCGUUUUACUAUGAUGAUAGUUUAAGCGCUGGUCUUAGCGACUGUCAUGGAAACUGCUGGAGAAACUGUUCUUGCAUAGCUUUCCAAGCCUUUCCUGAUGGAUGCCAAUAUUGGGAAAAAGGAUCAAAGUUUGUCCAUUAUGAUAGCUUCAACUCCAAUUUAAUAACUUAUGUUCUUGAUUCUGUAAAGUGAUGUGUGGUUGCAACUUGUAAGAGUGAUUAU
Molecule: messenger RNA, 1225 nt
Organism: Arabidopsis arenosa
Lineage: Eukaryota; Viridiplantae; Streptophyta; Magnoliopsida; Brassicales; Brassicaceae
Source: the annotation of a GenBank genome assembly